Molecule: messenger RNA, 219 nt
Organism: Peronospora matthiolae
Lineage: Eukaryota; Oomycota; Peronosporomycetes; Peronosporales; Peronosporaceae
Source: the annotation of a GenBank genome assembly
AUGGAUGCCGAUGUCGUUGCGAUUGACAUCGAUGAUGACGAUGACGACAGUGCUUGUAAUUUCAGUAUCGUCAACGACUGCCACAGUGAAGACGAUGAAGCUCUCACUGUUGAAGACAAUGUUCUUCCAGCCGUGUACACGAAACGCACUGCUGUUGACAAGGAUAAAUCAGCAGAGGAAUUUCUGCUGAGUCGCGAAGCGGUUGUCCGCUUCGCUUAA